GUGGAGGACUGCGGAGCUAGCUAGCACACAGACGACCAGAUAAACUAAUCAUGGUGAAUGUAAAGAAGCGGAAAGGUCGAGUCGUUAUCGACUCUGACUCUGAAGACAGCGCUAGUGAUGAUAAUUUAGAUCAGGUGAGGAUGCAACUUGUCUGGUUUCGAUGUGUUUUCCGCCCGCGGCGUUGACAGCUGGCUAAGAACAGUCUGGGUUAACCAACUAGGUAACGCUAGCUAGCUAGCUAGCUGUGCCUUGAGUUUGGAGGAAAACACCGCGCCAUAGGCCUGACGUUUUAUUGGCUUUAUUCAGUUCCAGUUUAUAGUAUCAUGUGGCAACAAUAAUCUCAUGUGUUGUGAUAAUUUGGUAAUCAAAGAAUACAGUGACCUACUGAUUUAUAACGUUAUUUUCUGCAUUACGUGAAGGGCGCAGCUGAAGUUCUAUUUUGGUGUUGACAAAACAGCUAGCUAACGUUAGCUAGCCAGCUAAAGUUAGCGUCGGAGGAAUGUGUUGUAGGAUAGCCUGUCCUGUUACUGGACAGCCAAUGGUGUGCUAUUAAAAACAUGUCAAUCGUAGAUUAAGCAUAGCCUUACUUGCCGCAGUGAAGAUGAUAAUUAGCUAGCUAUCUUUGCUAGCGUGGUAUUAAACCACCUAAUACUAAGUUAACUUAGUUAGGUAGUUAGCAACUCAUUAAUGUUGAUAACUUGGUAGCUAACAAUUCGGCCUGUUGAUUAAAUUGUUUGUUUUGAUAAACAUACAAUUAAACAUUGACACAAGCUUUAACAGGAGAUAUAUUACCCAAUGAUGGCUCGUAUUUGUUAUUUACACAGCACCAUAUUAAAGUAGAAUAAGUUAAGUGGUCCUCUGUAGCUCAGCUGGUAGAGCACGGCGCUUGUAACGCCAAGGUAGUGGGUUCGAUCCCCGGGUCCACCCAUACACACAAAAAAUGUAUGCACGCAUGACUGUAAGUCGCUUUGGAUAAAAGCGUCUGCUAAAUGGCAUAUUAUUAUUAUUAUAUUAAGUUUCUCACUGUAAAAUAAGACAACAUAAUAAAAGCAAGUGACUGAUAAACUAUUAAUCAUCGACUACUGUAGUACUAUAAUGCUUCCUAACAUGCAGGAGCCUCUAUAAAUAUACUGUAACAGAUGGAUGUUGUCAGUCAACUAACAUUUUACCGCCAUUGACGCAUUCUGCUGUCCUCUGAGCAGGCCAUGCAGAAUUCAUCCUGUAUAAGUCAAUCCAGACUAACUAUUGAAAAUAUCUAUGUUAUACAGGAUGAAAGCUCCUCCCCUAUUCUACCUAUCUGGGCGUGAGAACAUUAUGUAUCACUGUGCAGGCCUAUUCAGUCACAAUCGGCCAUGCUUUAAACUUACCCCUCUGUCUUGUGUAUCUCACCCUGUGGCAACCGGGGAUUCCGUCUCAAUCCAUAUUAACUGUUAACCCCUACAUAUUUUAUAAUAGGAUGUCAGCUUCUCCACUUUGUGUCUGUUUGAUACACUGUAUCAGGAGUUCAGGCACUCACCUCUGUCACUCACCCUGUGGCACCCAGGAGCUUCUGUCUCUGGCCACCAAGAGGAAGAGGGUGGACUCGGAUGACCAGCAGGAUAACCAGCAGGAUGACCAGCCAGUCAGCAAGCCAGCAGCCUCGUCAGACUCCGAGACAUCAGACAGUGACGAUGAGGUAUGUAUCUCCUCUCUACAUCUAGUUGGAUCUCCUUAGGGCUGGUUUCCUGUCAACCGAGGAUCUCCUUUAUAAAUAAUGUUUUAUUCCCCGACUAGGCUUGAUCUGGGUCCAGGAAACCAGCCCUUAUACUAGUGGCAUGAAAGAGUGAUGUUAUUACACUAUAUUUUUCAUACAGUCCUUGAUGCUCCACGUGACAACAUUGUGUUUACUGAUUUGAUUUGUACGUUGUUUUCACAUAGUGGACCGCCGGUGGUCCUAAAGUCAAAAAGAAGGUCAAGCCAGGGAAACCGACGGCAACAGAAAAGAAGAAAGAGGCAGCGAAGAAGAGGGUUCAUAAAGCAGCAUCGUCCGGUAGUUCUGGCGGAGACAGUUCUGCCGACAGCUCUGCCCCAGAGGAGGGUACGUUGUCCUGAGACCCGGGCUAAUUCUCAAUUCAUCUUUCCUCUAUACUUCUCAACCGCGCUCCUUCUCAAAACACAUUGGAGAGGAUGGUCCGAGGGGAGAGACCUUGGGUCUUCUCCUCCUAUACGCUUGAGGAGAUGGGAUGCGAGGGAUCUUUGAAAGACGAAUUGAGAUAGACCCCAAGAGUGGUUGAUCGCUGCCAGUGGUUAAUUUGACCAACAGUUGAUUUGACUCUUGUGUAUCUACCAACUAAAAUGCUAACUAACUCCAUGUAAUGUUCUCCUCCACCAGACGAUAGGAAACGAGGAAUGACAUAAAGACACAUUCAGAUAAACAUCUCUCUAGGGCUCUUAUCUAUCUAAUUAUGUAACGGUCUCCUCCUCCAGGUGAGGUGUCUGACUCCGAGAGCAACAGCUCUGCCUCCAGCUCAGACUCCUCGUCCGAGGACGAUGUGUUCAGGGACGGCUACGGAGAGGACCUGAUGGGGGACGAGGAGGACAGGGCUCGGCUGGAGCAGAUGACGGAGAAGGAGAGGGAGCAGGAGCUCUUUAACAGGAUAGAGAAGAGGGAGGUGCUCAAGAGGAGGUGAGACUACUGCAGGAAGUUGGAACUAUAAGGGACAGUCUCCUGGACACAGAUUUAGCCUAGUCCUGGAUUAAGAAGCAAAAGUGGUCGUUUCAGUACAGAGCCGGGUCUGCUUGAGAACUUUAUUGUAUUGUUGCUAGUUCAUUUAUUCAUAUGAAGAAUUUAAGGUGCGACUAGGAGGAGCAGGAGAGUUGUGAGUGAGACUAUCGUUGGGCAGGAGAGUUGUUAGUCUGUGUGUGUGUAUAUGUGUGUGUGUGUGUGUGUGUAUAUGUUUGAUCGGGUUCAAGUCCGGGCUCUGGCUGGGCCACUCAAGGAUAUUCAGAGACUUGUCCCAAAGCCACUCCUGCUUAGGGUUGUUGUCCUGUUGGAAGGUUAACCUUCGCCCCAGUCUGAUGUCCUGAGCGCUUUGGAUCAGGUUUUCAUCAAGGAUCUCGCUGUACUUUGCUCUGUUAAUCUUUCCCUCGUCCUGACUAGUCUCCCAGUCCCUGCCGCUGAAAAACAUUCCCCCAGCAUGAUGCUGCCACCACCAUGCUUCACCAUAGGGAUGGUACCAGGUUUCCUCCAGACGUGAUGCUUGGCAUUCAGGCCAAAGAGUUCAAUCUUGGUUUCAUCAGACCAGAGAAUCUUGUUUCUCAUGGUCUGAGAGUCCUUUAGGGGCUAUUUGGCAAACUCCAAGCAGGCUGUCAUGUGCCUUUUACUGAGGAGUGGCUUCCGUCUGGCCACUCUACCAUAAAGGCUUGAUUGGUGGAGUGCUGCAGAGAUGGUUGUCCUUCUGGAAGGUUCUCCCAUCUCCACAGAGGAACUAUAGAGCUCUGUCAGAGUGACCAUUGGGUUUUUGGUCACCUCCCUGACCAAGGCCCUUCUCCCUCGAUUGCUCAGUUUGGCCGGGCGGCCAGCUCUAGGAAGAGCUUGGACCUCAUUGCUUGGUUUUUGCUCUGACAUGCCCUGUCAACUGUGGGACCUUAUAUAGACAGUUGUGUGCCUUUCCAAAUCAUGUCCAAUCGAUUGAAUUUACCACAGGUUGACUCCAAUCAAGUUGUAGAAACAUCUCAAGGAUGCUCAACGGAAACAGGAUGCACCUGAGCUCAAUUUCGAGUAUCAAAGCAAAGGGUCUGAAUAAUAAUGUAAAUAAGAUAUUUCUUUGCAAAAAAAUCUAAAAACCUGUUUUCACGUUGUCAUUAUGGGGUAUUGUGUGUAGAUUGAUGAGGGAUUUUUAUUUAUUUAAUCAAUUUUAGAAUAGAGUAAGGCUGUAACGUAACAACAUGUGGAAAAAGUAAAGGGGUCUGAAUACUUUCCGAAUGCACUGUACACUAUAUCUGUGUGUACACUGAACAAAAAUAUAAACGCAACAUGAAAAGUUUUGGUCCUAUGUUUCAUGAGCUGAAAUAAAAGAUCCCAGAAAUUUUCCAUACGCACCAAACGUUUAUUUCUCUCAAAGAUUGUGCAAAAAUUUGUUUACAUCCCAUUUCUCCUUUGCCAAGAUAAUCCAUCCACCUGCCAGGUGUGGUAUAUCAAGAAGCUGAUUAAACAGCAUGAUCAUUACACAGGUGCACCUUGUGCUGGGGACAAUAAAAGGCCACUCUUAAAUGUGUAGUUUUGUCACACAACACAAUGCCACAGAUGUCUCAAGUUUUGAGAGAGCGUGCAAUUGGCAUGCUGACUGCAGGAAUGUCCACCAGAGCUGUUUCCAGAUCAUUUAAUGUUAAUUUCUCUACCAUAAGCCGCCUCCAGUAUUGUUUUUGAGAAUUUGGCAGUACAUCCAACCGGCCUCACAAUUGAAGACCACAUGUGACCACGCCAGCCCAGGAUCUCCACAUCCAGCUUCUUCACCUGCGGGAUCAUCUGAGACCAGCCACCCAGACAGCUGAUGAAACUGUGGGUUUGCCCAACCGAAGAAUUUCAGGGAAGCUCAUUUGCGUGCUCGUCUUCCUCACCAGGGUCUUGACCUGACUGUAGUUCGGCAUCAUAACCGACUUCAGUAGGCAAAUGCUCACCUUCGAUGGCCACUGGCACGCUGGAGAAGUGUGCUCUUCAUGGAUGAAUCCCUGUUUCAACUGUACCGGGCAGUUGGCAGACAGCGUGUAUGGUGUCGUGUGGGCGAGCGGUUUGCUGAUGUCAACGUUGUGAACAGAGUGCCCCAUGGUGGUGGUGGGGUUGUGGUAUGGGCAGGCAUACGGACAACGAACACAAUUUCAUUUUAUCGAUGGCAAUUUGAAUGCACAGAGAAACCGUGUCAAGAUUCUGAGGCCCAUUGUCGUGCCAUUCAUCCACCGCCAUCACCUCAUGUUUCAUGUUGCACGGCCCCAUGUCGCAAGGAUCUGUACACAAUUCCUGGAAGCUGAAAAUGUACCAGUUUUUCCAUGGCCUGCAUACUCACCAGACAUGUCACCAAUUGAGCAUGUUUGGGAUGCUCUGGAUCGACGUGUAUGACAGCGUGUUCCAGUUCCCGCCAAUAUCCAGCAACUUCACACAGCCAUUGAAAAGGAGUGGGACAACAUUCCACAGGACAUCAAUCAACAGCCUGAUCAACUCUAUGUGAAGGAGAUGUCGUGUGCUGCAUGAGGCAAAAAUAGUGGUCAAACCAGAUACUGACUGGUUUUCUGAUCCACGCCCCUACUUAAAAAAGAAAAGGUAUCUGUGAUCUAUUCCCAGUCAUGUGAAAUCCAUAGAUUAGGGCCUAAUGAAUAUAUUUGAAUUGACUGAUUUCCUUAUAUGAACUGUAACUCAGUCACAUCUUUGAAAUUGUUGCAUGUUGCAUUGACAUUUUUGUUCAGAGUAUGUAUAUAUAGGUGUGUGUGUGUGUGUGUGAGAUAUAUAUACCAGACAUUCAUGAGUUUGAAAUCCCUGUAAUUGUUGUAAUUGCCUGAUUUAGUAGACUGUGAUAGAUGUAAAUGAAUGACUAUCCCUUGAUUAUUGCUAUGUAUAUGUCAUAAUUGAACACCUCCCUGACACUGUCUGUCUUCUUCUGUCAGAUUUGAAAUUAAAAAGAAACUGAAGACGGCGAAGAAGAAGGAGAAAGAGGAAAAGAAAAAGAAACAUGAGGAAGAACAGAAGAAGAAAAGAGAGAGAGCGUCCGGCGCUCAUCAUGAAGACAGGACACAUCAGGACCAGCAAGUGGUGAGUUCAUCGUCUAAUCCCAAACCUUUUUUUAAAAAACAAUUCUAAAAGUAUGUUUUUAAACAACACACACCUUUUUUUUUUGUUCAGUAAUAUUGUGUUUCCGUAGUCCUUACCUGUACGUUGCGACUGCGUUCUCCUUUUUUAGGUUAUGUCUCACAACAAGGAGAGGAGGACUAAACGGGAUGAGAAGCUGGAUAAGAAGUCUCAGGCCAUGGAGGAACUGAAAGCAGAGCGGGAGAAGAAGAAGACCAGGACGGCCGAGCUCCUGGCCAAACGCCAGCCCCUGAAGACCAGCGAGGUGUACUCCGACGAUGAGGAGGAAGAGGAGGAGGAGGAGGACGACGACAAAUCCUCAGUAAAGAGCGAUCGCAGUUCACGCUCUUCAUCUUAUUCCGAAGACGAGGAGUGAGUAUCUAUCCAACAGCUGUGGAUUUAUUUAUUUAGGUGUAAAACAAUUUGUACGAUUUUAAAAAGUACAAGGGUUACUGGUAGUAUUGGAGUUCAACACAGCACAUUAGUAGUUGUCUUCCUUGAUAGAGCUAUAUUACUGCAUGUUGAAUUUGGUCUUGAAGAUUUCCCAUUCCCAUUGAUUGACCAACGAUCGAUGACCAAUGUUUCUAUGUUUUCUGCCUUGGGAUGGUCCAGGAAAGAGGAGACGCCGCCAAAGUCUCAGCCCGUGUCACUGCCAGACGAGCUGAACCGUGUCCGUCUGUCCCGACACAAGCUGGAGCGCUGGUGCCACAUGCCCUUCUUCCAGAAGACCGUGAGCGGCUGCUUCGUGCGGAUUGGCAUCGGGAACAGUAGUAGCAAACCAGUUUACAGGGUAAGGACAUGCAUCUAUUGGGGCAGUUUCCCUGAGCCAGAUUAAAGUCCUACUCCUCUCUCCUUUUCACCUCAUUUAACAAUAAUGAGUAAUUCCCUGUGAUAAGGUGGCUGAAAUAGUUGACGUGGUCGAGACGGCUAAAGUCUACCAGUUGGGGACGACCCGGACCAACAAAGGACUCCAGUUACGGUACGGCAUCCUUCAUUUAAACCUGCUCAGCUCUUACCUGCUGCUACCCUUGGCUUCUCUUCCUGUUUCUCUCCUCCUCUUCUCUUCCUCUUUCUCUCCUCCUCUUCUCUGACUGUUUCUCUCCUCCUCCUCUCUGACUCUUUCUCUCCUCCUCCACCUCUGAGUCUUUCUCUCCUCCUCCACCUCUGACUCUUUCUCUCCUCCUCUUCUCCUCCUCUUUCUCUCCUCCUCCUCUCUGACUCUUUCUCUCCUCCUCUUCUCUGACUGUUUCUCUCCUCCUCUUCUCUGACUGUUUCUCUCCUCCUGUCUCACCUUCUGUGAUGGUUUCCCUGUGCUGACGGUUUCCCUGUGCUGACGGUUUCCCUGUGCUGACGGUUUCCCUGUGCUGACGGUUUCCCUGUGCUGACGGUUUCCCUGUGCUGACGGUUUCCCUGUGCUCUGUCCCAUAUCUCUCCUCUAGGCAUGGUGGUGACACCCGAGUCUUCAGACUGGAGUUUGUGUCCAAUCAGGAGUUCACAGAAAACGAGUUCAUGAAGUGGAAGGAGGCGGUGAGUUGACUGGAGGAGCAUGCUGAUUGGAUGGUUGACUUGAGGAAGUGCCAGUGGGAACAUGCUGAUUGGAUAGAGGAGCAUGGUUGCUUUAAUUCCUCCUGGUAGACUGCAAGAUUUGUAACAACAGACCAAGGAAUAUCCAAAGUGAAUGGAAAGAUGAAUGUUGUGGAUCUUGGAUGGAUGGCUCAUGGAGAAGCAGGGUUCUGUUAUGCCAGGUUAUGUCAGGCCUGUCGUAGAGAAGAGUCUGUUGUGGGGUGUUCAACCUGUUUGACGUUUUCCCCCUCCGUCUACAGAUGAUCAUAGCCAGUAUGCAGGUUCCCACUCUAGAUGAGAUCAAUAAGAAGGAACAGGCCAUCAAAGAGGCUUGCAACUAUAAAUUCAACGACAAAGACAUCGAGGAUGUAAGUAUCUGUGUGCGUCCCAAACGGCCCCCUAUUCCCUAUGUAGGGCACAUAGGGCUCUAGUCUAAAGUAGUGCACUAUAUAGGGAAUAGGGUGCCAUUCUCUGGUCUAAAGUAGUGCACUAUAUAGGGAAUAGGGUGCCAUUUCGGUGGACUGAUGGUCUUCUGUAAGUGCACUAUAUAGGGAAUAGGUGUGCCAUUCUCUGGCUUAAAGUGUGCCGUAUAAUAUGUAUCUGGUACGCUCAUAUAAGUGAAUUGUUGUUGACCAGAUCGUAAGAAAGAUUCCGAGCCUUCAACUACGCCAUGAGAACUUCCUACCAAAGUAAGGUAGUAAAACUCCCGUGUACGCAUGGCGAUUUGAUACGCGUGCUUAAUGUGCGAGUACGUGUUGAUACGCGUGCUUAAUUCGUGAACGAUGUUGAAUUACGCUUGCUUAACGUGUGUGUACGAUGUUUGAAUACGCGUGCUUUAAGGUGUGUGUACGAUGUUUGAAUAUGCAUGCUUUAAUGUGCGUGUACGAUGUUUGAAUAUGCGUGCUUUAAUGUGUGUGUACGAUGUUUGAAUACGCGUGCUUUAAUGUGUGUGUACGAUGUUUGAAUACGCGUGCUUUAAUGUGUGUGUACAAUGUUUGAAUACACAUGCUUUAUUGUGCGUGUACGAUGUUUGAAUACGCGUUCUUUAAUGUGUGUACGAUGUUUGAAUACGCGUGCUUUAAUGUGUGUGUACGAUGUUUGAAUACGCGUGCUUUAAUGUGUAUGUGCGAUGUUUGAAUACGCAUGCUUUAACGUGUGUGUACGAUGUUUGAAUACGCGUUCUUUAACGUGCGUGUACGAUGUUUGAAUACGCGUGCUUUAACGUGCGUGUACGAUGUUUGAAUACGCAUGCUUUAACGUGCGUGUACGAUGUUUGAAUACGCAUGCUUUAACGUGCGUGUACGAUGUUUGAAUACGGGUGCUUUAACGUGCGUGUACGAUGUUUGAAUACGCAUGCUUUAACGUGCGUGUACGAUGUUUGAAUACGCGUGCUUUAACGUGCGUGUACCAUGUUUGAAUACGCGUGCUUUAACGUGCGUGUAAACUCUAUUUUUAUUCCAUUUUUAGUUUUAUUUUCUGAUUCCAUUUAUUGUUGCUAUGGUGUCCGGUGUGAACCGGCAGGUCAUCAUUUCGUUGUACUCUGUAUCCUGUGCAUGACAAAUGAACUUGACUUGUGACUGCCUCUAGGCCAUGGCAGAGGAGAGUGGUGAAGGAGACCGAGCCAAAGAGAUCCAGGACCAGCUGAAUGAGCUGGAGGAGAGGGCAGAGCAUCUGGACAGGCAGAGGACCAAAAACAUCUCUGCCAUCAGGUAACACAAUAGUCAUAUUGUAUUUUAUAAUAAUAAAACUUCAUUUUGGUUAGCGGCUUUGAUUUAAAAACCUUUCAUACGAUGACCUGCGUAGAAACACAUCACUUGUGUAACGCAGCUGGCUGUACCAAACACUUGAAACUGUUGGGAGGUGAAGUUGAUAAAUGUACAUGCUUAGGAAGAUCCAAUUUGCGCCCAAUGAAACACGCAUGGAACAAAAUCACACAUUUACAAUGUUUUAAGUGAAGAGGCAUCGAAUUCAAUUAAAUGUCAUCUUCACAACUUGUUAAAGGGAUAGUUUGACAUUUAGGCAAUUUUCCUACUUUACCCAGAGUCAGAUAAACUCACGGAUACUAUUUGAUGUCUCUGCGUGCAGUUGGAAGGUCGUUUCUGGAGCCAUUGCUAACUAGCGUUAGCGCAAUGACUGGAAGUCUAUGGGGGUAGCUAGCACUAACUAUCCCGUUUUUAAUCUGUUUGACAACAACCUGUGCGGUGCGGGUAGACUAGUCUACGUGAUUUUGAUUAUUAUGGAUAAGAGCGAGAAUAUUAGUCAAACGGCAGUCAAGCGUCGAUCAUCACGUCACCAGAAUAAGACCUUUUAUAUAAAAAAAAUGUUUUAAUCAUCAACCUCAUCAACGUGCACUUUCACCAUAACUUAGCCUAAUAAACUGCAUGCGUUCCCGAGUCGUAGUGGGAGGACCACACUCCAUGUCAUCAGGUGACUCCAAGUCUACUUCCAUAUGAUGGUUAUUAAAUAAAUAUUUGCGCAUUAAAAGCACUUCCACUGACAUUUCUCGCAUAGUUCAUUUUUACCAACAAAAAAAAUCCCACCAUGUCGAACGAACAAGUUAUCUGUCGGCAUUCAUAAUUGUACCGAAACUUCCUGUUUCCAUCACAGCUGUUGUGAUUUUAGUUUUUAUACGGUAUGACUUAACUCGCAUAACAGCUGUGGAUGGAAAUGUGGGUAGUGUAAGAGUUAAAUAAUGUACUGCGGUUUACAGGACAAGUUCUGAUGUUUCUCUGUCGGUCUACAGCGCGUUCGGAAACUAUUCAGACCCCUUGACUAUUUCCACAUUUUGUUCAGUUAUAGCCUUAUUCUAAAAUUGGAUUACAUAAAUACAAAUCCUCAUCAAUCUACACACAAUACCCCAUAAUGACAAAGCGAAAACAGGUAUUUUGAAAUGUGUGCAAAUGUAUUAAAAAUAAAAAAACAUAAAUACCUAAUUUACAUAAGAAUUAAGACCCUUUGCUAUGAGACUCGAAAUUGAGCUCAGGUGCAUCCUGUUUCCAUUGAUCAUCCUUGAGAUGUUUCUACAACUUGAUUGGAGUCCACCUGUGGUAAAUUCAAUUGAUUGGACAUGAUUUGGAAAGACACACACCUGUCUAUAUAAGGUCCCACAGUUGACAGUGCAUGUCAGAGCAAAAACCAAGCCAUGAGGUCGAAGGAAUUGUCCGUAGAGCUCCGAGACAGGAUUGUGUCAAGGCACAGAUCUGGGGAAGGGAAGCAAAACAUUUCUGCAGCAUUGAAGGUCCCCAAGAACACAGUGGCCUCCAUCAUUCUUAAAUGGAAGAAGUUUGGAACCACCAAGACUCUUCCUAGAGCUGGCCGCCCGGCCAAACUGAGCAAUCGGAGGAGAAGGGCCUUGGUCAGGGAGGUGACCAAGAACCCGAUGGUCACUCUGACAGAGCUCCAGAGUUCCUCUGUGGAGAAGGGAGAACCUUCCAGAAGGACAACAAUCUCUGCAGCACUCCACCAAUCAAGCCUUUAUGAUAGAGUGGCCAGACGGAAGCCACUCCUCAGUAAAAGGCACAUGACAGUCCGCUUGGAGUUUGCCAAAAGGCACAUAAAGGACUCUCAGACCAUGAGAAACAAGAUUCUCUGGUCUGAUUGAACUCUUUGGCCUGAAUGCCAAGCGUCACGUCUGGAAGAAACCUGGCACCAUCCCUACGGUGAAGCGUGGUGGUGGCAGCAUCAUGCUGUGGGGAUGUUUUUCUGCGGCAGGGACUGGGAGACUAGUCAGGAUCGAGGGAAAGAUGAACGGAGCAAAGUACAGAGAGAUCCUUGAUGAAAACCUGCUCCAGAGUGCUCCGGACCUCAGACUGGGGUGAAGGUUCACCUUCCAACAGGACAACGACCCUAUGCACACAGCCAAGACAACACAGGAGUGGCUUCUGGACAUGUCUCUGAAUGUCCUUGAGUGGCCCAGCCAGAGCCCAGACUUGAACCCGAUCGAACAUCUCUGGAGAGACCUGAAAAUAGCUGUGCAGCAACGCUCCCCAUCCAACCUGACAGAGCUUGAGAGGAUCUGCAGAGAAGAAUGGGAGAAACUCGCCAAAUACAGGUGCGCCAAGCUUGUAGCGUAAUAUUCAAGAAGACUCGAGGCUGUAAUCGCUGCCAAAGGUGCUUCGACAAAGUACUGAAUAAAGGGUCUGAAUACUUAUGUAAAUGUGAUAUUUUGAUUUUUGAUAUUUUUUUUAUAAAUGUGCCAACAUUUCUAAAAACAUGUUUGCUUUGUCAUUAUGGGGUAUUGUGGGGCGGCAGGUAGCUUAGUGGUUAAGAGCGUUGUGCCAGUAACCGAAAGGUCGCUGGUUCUAAUCCCCGAGCCGACUAGGUGAAAAAUCUGUCGGUGCCCUUGAGCAAGGCACUUAACCCUAAUUGCUCCUGUAAGUCGCUCUGGAUAAGAGCGUCUGCUAAAUGACUAAAAUGUAAAUGUAUUGUGUGUAGAUUGAUAAGGGGGAAAACAAUUUUAAUCAAUUUGAGAAUAAGGCUGUAACGUAACAACAUGUAGAAAAGGUCAAGGGGUCUGAAUCCUUUCCGAAUGCACUGUAUACCACAGGAGGUUGGUGACACCUUAAUUAGGGAGGAAUCAGUGGAAUGGUAUCAAACCUGUAUAUGAACCUCCCUGCCUGUCAAUGUCUCCUCCAGCUACAUCAACCAGAGGAAUCGUAGCUGGAACAUUGUGGAAUCUGAGAAGGCUCUAGUCGUAAGUAUCCCAGCCUCCAUCUGUACUAAAUACCUCUCAUCACAGUGCAAUUAUGUUUUUAAUCAGUGUAUAUAUAUUUACUUACUUACUACCGGUCAAAAGUUUGGACACACCUACUCAUUCAAGGGUUUUUCUUUAUUUUGACUAUUUUCUACAUUGUAGAAUAAUAGUGAAGACAUCAGAAAUAUGACAUAACACAUAUGGAAUCAUGUAGUAACCAAAAAAAGUGUUAAACAAAUCAAAAUAUAUUUUAUAUUUGAGAUUCUUCAAAUAGCCACCCUUUGCCUUGAUGACAGCUUUGCAGACUCUUGGCAUUCUCUCAACCAGCUUCAUGAGGUAUUCACCUGGAAUGCAUUUCAAUUAACAGGUGUGCCUUUUUAAAAGUUAAUUUGUGGAAUUUCUUUCCUUCUUAAUGCGUUUGAGCCAAUCAGUUGUGUUGUGACAAGGUGGGGGCUGGCUAUACAGAAGAUAGCCCUAUUUGGUAAAAGUCCAUUAUGGCAAGAACAGCUCAAAUAAGCAAAGAGAAAUGACAGUCUUACCAUCAUUACUUUAAGACAUGAAGGUCAGUCAAUACGGAAAAUAUCAAGAACUUUGAAAGUUUCUUCAAGUGCAGUCGCAAAAACCGUCAAGUGAUAUGAUGAUACUGGCUCUCAUGAGGACCGGCACAGGAAUGGAAGACCCAGAGUUACCUCUGCUGCAGAGGAUAAGUUCAUUAGAGUUACCAGCCUCAGAAAUUGCAGCACAAAUAAAUGCUUCACAGAGUUCAAGUAACAGACACAUCUCAACAUCAACUGUUCAGAGGAGAAUGUGUGAAUCAGUCUUUCAUGGUCGAAUUGCUGCAAAGAAACCACUACUAAAGGACACCAAUAAUAAUAAGAGACCUGCUUGGGCCAAGAAACACGAGCAAUGGACAUUAGACCGGUGGAAAUGUGACUUUGGUCUGGAGUCCAAAUUUGAGAUUUUUGGUUCCAACCGCCGUGUCUUUGUGAGACGCGUGUGGGUGAACGGAUGAUCUCCGCAUGUGUAUUUCCCACCGUAAUGCACGGAGGAGGAGGUGUUGGGGUGCUUUGCUGGUGACACUGUCUGUGAUUUUAUAUAGAAUUCAAGGCACACAUAACCAGCAUGGCUAACACAGCAUUCUGCAGUGAUACGCCAUCCCAUCUGGUUUGGGCUUAGUGGGACUGUCAUUUGUUUUUCAACAGGACAAUGACCCAACACACCUCCAGGCUGUGUAAGGGCUAUUUGACCAAGAAGGAGAGUGAUGGAGUGCUGCAUCAGAUGACCUGGCCUCCACAAUUCCCCGACCUCAUCCAAAUUGAGAUGGCUUGGGAUGAGUUGGACCGCAGAGUGAAGGAAAAGCAGCCAACAAGUGCUCAGCAUACGUGGGUAUUCCUUCAAGACUGUUGGAAAAGCAUUCCAGGUGAAGCUGGUUGAGAGAAUGCCAAGAGUGUACAAAGCUGUCAUCAAGGCAAAGGGUGGCUUAUUUGAAGAAUCUCAAAUAUAUACUUUUUUAUGAUUUGUUUAACACUUUUUGGGUUACUACAUGAUUCCAUAUGUGUUAUUUCAUAGUUUUGAUGUCUUCACUAUUAUUCUACAAUAUAGAAAAUAGUAAAAAUAAAGAAAAACCCUUAAAUGAGUAGGUGUUCUAAAACUGUUGACCGGUAGUGUAUGUGUAUAUAUACUGAACAAAAAUAUAAACGCAACAUGCAACAAUUUCAAAGAUUUUACUGAGUUAUGGUUAAUAUAAGGAAAUCAGUCAAUUGAAAUUAAUAAAUUAGGCCCAAAUAUAUGGAUUUCACAUGACUGGGAAUACAGAUAUGCAUCUGUUGGUCACCGAUACCUUAAGAAAAAGGUAGGGGCGUGGAUCAGAAAACCAGUAAGUAUCUGGUGUGACCACAAUUUGCCUCAUGCAGCGCGACACAUCUCCUUCGCAUAGAGUUGAUCAGGCUGUUGAUUGUUGUCCUGUGGAAUGUUGUCCAACUCCUCUUCAAAGACUAUGUGAAGUUGCUGGAUAUUGCAGGAACUGGAACACGCUGUCGUACACGUCGAUCCAGAGCAUCCCAAACAUGCUCAGUGGGUGACGUCUGGUGAGUAUGCAGGCCAUGGAAGAACUGGGACAUUUUCAGCUUCCAGGAAUUGUGUACAGAUCGUUGUGACAUGGGGCCAUGCAUUAUCAUGAGGUGAUUGCGGCGGAUGAAUGGCACGACAAUGGGCCUCAGGAUCUCAUCACGGUAUCUCUGUGCAUUCAAAUUGCAAUCGAUAAAAUGCAAUUGUGUUCGUUGUCUGUAGCUUAUGCCUGCCCAUACCAUAACCCCACCACCACUAUGAGGCACUCUGUUCACAACGUUGACAUCAGCAAACCGCUCGCCCACACGACGCCAUACACGUGGUCUGCGGUUGUGAGGCCGGAUGGACAUACUGCCAAAAAAAAAUUUUUUAUGUUGGAGGUGGCUUAUGGUGGAGAAAUUAACAUUCAAUUCUCUGGCAACAGCUCUGGUGGACAUUCCUGCAGUCAGCAUGCCAAUUGCACGCUCCCUCAGAACUUGAGACAUCUGUAGCAUUGUGUUGUUUGACAAAACUGCACAUUUUAGUGGCCUUUUAUUGUCCCCAGCACAAGGUGCACCUGUGUAAUGAUCAUGCUGUUUAAUCAGCUUCUUGAUAUGCCACCUGUCAGGUGGAUGGAUUAUCUUGGCAAAUGAGAAAUGCUCACUAACAAGGAUGUUAACAAAUUUGUGCACAACAUUUUAGAGAAAUAAGCUUUUUGUGCGUAUGAAGAAACAUUUCUGGGAUCUUUUAUUUCAGCUCAUGAAACAUGGGACCAACACUUUACAUGUUGUGUUUAUAUUUUUGUUCAGUGUACAUUAUUUAUACAUGUAUGACUCUUUGUUACUCUUUGGGGCGGCAGGUAGCUUAGUGGGUAAGAGCGUUGUGCCAGUAACCGAAAGGUCGCUGGUUCUAAUCCCCGAGCCGACUAUGUGAAAAAUCUGUCGGUGCCCUUGAGCAAGGCACUUAACCCUAAUUGCUCCUGUAAGUCGCUCUGGAUAAUAACGUCUGCUAUAUGACUAAAAUGUCAAAAAAUGUUACUUAUUAUUACAUUACAUUUUCUAUUAUUAUUAUGACUAUAUUAUAAUAUCCUAUUUCUCUGUCAGGCUGAGGGACAGAAUGCCAAGCUGCAGAUGGACCCGUUCACUAGACGGCAGUGCAAACCUACCAUGGUGUCUAACGUAAGUCAUUAUCUCUCUCUCCACCAUGGUGUCUAACGUAAGUCAUUAUCUCUCUCCACCAUGGUGUCUAACGUAAGUCAUUAUCUCUCUCCACCAUGGUGUCUAACGUAAGUCAUUAUCUCUCUCUCUCCACCAUGGUGUCUAACGUAAGUCAUUAUCUCUCUCCACCAUGGUGUCUAACGUAAGUCAUUAUCUCUCUCUCUCCACCAUGGUGUCUAACGUAAGUCAUUAUCUCUCUCUCUCUCCACCAUGGUGUCUAACGUAAGUCAUUAUCUCUCUCUCUCCACCAUGGUGUCUAACGUAAGUCAUUAUCUCUCUCUCUCUCCACCAUGGUGUCUAACGUAAGUCAUUAUCUCUCUCUCUCUCCACCAUGGUGUCUAACGUAAGUCAUUAUCUCUCUCUCCACCAUGGUGUCUAACGUAAGUAAUUAUCUCUCUCUCUCCACCAUAGUGUCUAACGUAAGUCAUUAUCUCUCUCUCUCUCCACCAUGGUGUCUAACGUAAGUCAUUAUCUCUCUCUCUCUCUCCACCAUGGUGUCUAACGUAAGUCAUUAUCUCUCUCCCCACCAUGGUGUCUAACGUAAGUCAUUAUCUCUCUCUCCACCAUGGUGUCUAACGUAAGUCAUUAUCUCUCUCUCUCUCCACCAUGGUGUCUAACAUAAGUCAUUAUCUCUCUCCACCAUGGUGUCUAACGUAAGUCAUUAUCUCUAUCUCCACCAUGGUGUCUAACGUAAGUCAUUAUCUCUCUCUCUCCACCAUGGUGUCUAACGUAAGAGCUCUUCUUUAUGUUCACAUGGACAUCGAUCCAAAUAGCACCCUAUUCCCUAUGUAGUGCCCUACUGUUGACCAGGACCCCUAGCACCCUAUUCCCUAUGUAGUGCACUACUGUUGACCAGGACCCCUAGCACCCUAUUCCCUAUGUAGUGCCCUACUGUUGACCAGGACCCCUAGGGAAUAGGGCGCCAUUUGGGAUGCAGCCAUGCUGUGCAAUUUUGAACGUAAGCAAUUCAUAUAAUAUUCAGAAUAACUUGUUAUGUGUGUCUGUCUGCAGUAUUUACGUUUGUUUUGUUUCAGGCCAGAGACCCUUCAGUCCAUGCAGCUAUCCUCCAACACCUCAAUGAGAAGUACGGAGAAGGGUCGGGCAAAGAGAUGGACUUAGAGUUUGAGAUGGGCAGGGGAGCAGGACAGGCUGCUCUGAAAGUCAUUGACCCUACUAAGAACACCAGCGACCUCUCAGAGGACCUAUUUAAAGUGCACGAUUUUGACGUCAAGAUCGACCUACAGGUUCCCAAUGCAGGUGAGAUGGAUCAUUUCAAAUUUGUAUAUAACAAGCACAAGCAGAAAGUGGUGGGUUCAGGGAUCGAACCCCCGUCUCCAGGGGGAUUGUUCAAUUUGUAGUGUGUGGUCGGUGCUGCUGCCAGACCAUAGGGGGUUCGAUCCUACCACUACAAAGCAGGAUCAAUGCGUUAGCCAACAAGUGCUAAGCAUAUGUGGGAACUCCUUCAAGAGUGUUGGAAAAGCAUUCCAGGUGAGGCUGGUUGAGAGAAUGCCAAGAGUGUGCAAAGCUGUCAUCAAGGCAAAGGGUGGCUUAUUUGAAGAAUCUCAAAUAUAAAAUAUUUUUGAUUUGUUUAACACUUUUUGGGUUAUUACAUGAUUCCAUAUGUGUUAUUUCAUAGUUUUGAUGUCUUCACUAUUAUUCUACAAUGUAGAAAAUAGUAAAAAUAAAGAAAAACCCUUGAAUGAGUAGGUGUUCUAAAACUUUUGACUGGUACUGAAUAUACAGGUGCAGCUCAAUAAAUUAGAAUAUUGUGGAAAAGUUAAGUAAUUUCAAUAAUUAAAUUGACAAAGUGAAACUCAUAUAUAUUGUGGAUUAAUUACACAAAAAGUUAAAUAGUUCAAGCCUGUAUUUGUUAUAAUCUUGAUGAUUACGGCUUACAGCUCAUGAAAACCACAAAAUCAGUAUCUCAGAAAAUUAGAAUAUGACAUAAGGCCAGUGAAAAAAUGAAAUGUAAUACAGAUGUCGGGCCUUCUGAAAAGUAUGUUCUUGUACGUGCAGUCAGUACUUGGUUGGGGCUCCUUUUGCAUGAAUCACUGCAUCUAUGCGGCGUGGCAUGGAGUCGACCAGCCCGUGGCACUGCUGAGGUGUUAUGGAAGCCCAGGCUGCUUCAAUAGCGGCCUUCAGCUCGUCUGCAUUGUUGGGUCUCGUGUCACUCAUCUUCCUCUUGACAAUACCCCAUAAAUUCUCUAUGGGGUUCAGAACAGGCGAGUUUGCUGGCCAAUCAAGCGCAGUAAUCCCACGGUCAUUGAACCAGUUAUUGGUACCUUUGGCAGUGUGGGCAGGUGCCAAGUCCUGCUGGAAAAUGAAAUCAGCAUCUCCAUAAAGCUUGUCAGCAGAAGGAAGCGUGAAGUGCUCUAACAUUUCCUGGCAGACGGCUGAGUUGACUUUGGACUUGAUGAAACACAGCGGACCAACACCUCAGAAGAUGACAUGGCUCCCCAAAUCAUCACUGACUUUGGAAUCUUCACACUGGACUUCAAGCAACUUGGAUUCUGUGCCUCUCCACUCUUCCUCCAGACUCUGGGACCUUGAUUGGCGAAUGAAAUGCAAAAUGUACUUUCAUCUGAAAAGAGGACUUUGGACCACUGAGCGACAGACCAGUUCUUUUUCUCCUUAGCCCAGGUAAGAGGCUUCUGACGUUGCCUCUGGUUCAGGAGUGGCUUGACACGAGGAAUGCGACAGUUGUAGCCCAUUUCCUGGAUAGGUCUGUGCGUGGUGGCUCUUGAUGCACUGACUCCUGCCUCAGUCCACUCCUUGGUCUGUGCGUGGGGGCUCUUGAUGCACUGACUCCUGCCUCAGUCCACUCCUUGGUCUGUGCGUGGGGGCUCUUGAUGCACUGACUCCUGCCUCAGUCCACUCCUUGGUCUGUGCUUGGGGGCUCUUGAUGCACUGACUCCUGCCUCAGUCCACUCCUUGGUCUGUGCGUGGUGGCUCUUGAUGCACUGACUCCUGCCUCAGUCCACUCCUUGGUCUGUGCGUGGGGGCUCUUGAUGCACUGACUCCUGCCUCAGUCCACUCCUUGGUCUGUGCGUGGUGGCUCUUGAUGCACUGACUCCUGCCUCAGUCCACUCCUUGGUCUGUGCGUGGGGGCUCUUGAUGCACUGACUCCUGCCUCAGUCCACUCCUUGGUCUGUGCGUGGUGGCUCUUGAUGCACUGACUCCUGCCUCAGUCCACUCCUUGGUCUGUGCGUGGGGGCUCUUGAUGCACUGACUCCUGCCUCAGUCCACUCCUUGGUCUGUGCGUGGUGGCUCUUGAUGCACUGACUCCUGCCUCAGUCCACUCCUUGGUCUGUGCGUGGGGGCUCUUGAUGCACUGACUCCUGCCUCAGUCCACUCCUUGGUCUGUGCGUGGUGGCUCUUGAUGCACUGACUCCUGCCUCAGUCCACUCCUUGGUCUGUGCGUGGGGGCUCUUGAUGCACUGACUCCUGCCUCAGUCCACUCCUUGGUCUGUGCGUGGGGGCUCUUGAUGCACUGACUCCUGCCUCAGUCCACUCCUUGGUCUGUGCGUGGGGGGCUCUUGAUGCACUGACUCCUGCCUCAGUCCACUCCUUGGUCUGUGCGUGGGGGCUCUUGAUGCACUGACUCCUGCCUCAGUCCACUCCUUGGUCUCUGCGUGGUGGCUCUUGAUGCACUGACUCCUGCCUCAGUCCACUCCUUGGUCUGUGCGUGGGGGCUCUUGAUGCACUGACUCCUGCCUCAGUCCACUCCUUGGUCUGUGCGUGGUGGCUCUUGAUGCACUGACUCCUGCCUCAGUCCACUCCUUGGUCUGUGCGUGGUGGCUCUUGAUGCACUGACUCCUGCCUCAGUCCACUCCUUGGUCUGUGCGUGGUGGCUCUUGAUGCACUGACUCCUGCCUCAGUCCACUCCACUCCUUGUGAAGCUCCCCCACAUUUUCGAACGGCCUUUGCUUGACAAUCCUCUCAAGGCUCCGGUUAUCCCUGUUGCUUGUGCACCUUUUCCUACUCCACUUCUUCCUUCCACUCGACUCUCCAUGAAUAUGCUUGGAUACAGCCCUCUGUGAACAGCCAGCUUGGAUACAGCCCUCUGUGAACAGCCAGCUUGGAUACAGCCCUCUGUGAACAGCCAGCUUCUUUAGCAAUGAUCUUUUGAGGCUUUCCCUCCUUGUGGAGGGUGUUGAUGACUGUCUUCUGCACAACUGUCAAGUCAGCAGUCUUCCCCAUGAUUGUGAAGCCUACUGAACUGAGAGACCAUUUAAAGGCUCAGGAAACCUUUGCAGGUGUUUUGAGUUAGUUAGCUGAUUAGAGUGUGACACCUUGAGUCUACAAUAUUUAACUUUUUCACAAUAUUCUAAUUUUCUGAGAUACUGAAUUUGGGGUUUUCAUGAGCUGUAAGCCGUAAAUCAUCAAGAUUAAAACAAAAACAACCUUUAACUAUUUCACUUUUUGUUUCACUUUGUCAAUUGAAUUAUUGAAAUUACUUAACUUUUCCACAAUAUUCUAAUUUAUUGAGCUGCACCUGUAUAUUGUCUUGCCACUGCUCGAUUAAAGAUCUCUGUCGACUAAAUGGGAUCAGCCCUAGUGGAGUAACUACAAUGUUGUUGAUCCAUCAUCAUAACAGUUUUUGACAUGCGUUUUUCUGGAUUUUUUUGUUGUUAUUCUGUCUCUCACUGUUCAAAUAAACCUACCAUUAAAAUUAUAGACUGAUAAUUUCUUUGUCAGUGGGCAAACAUACAAAAAUCAGCAGGGGAUCAAAUACUUUUUUUCCCUCACUGUAAUUCCACUUUGACAUUAUGGGGUAUUGUGUGUAGAUCAGUGACCCAAAAAUCUCAAUUGAAUCCAUUUUAAAUUCAGGCUGUAACAAAACAAAAUGUUGAAAAGGUCUAGGGGUGUGAAUACCUUCUGAAGGAACUGUAUACAUCAUUGACAGACAGACACAGACAGACAGACACAGACAGACAGACAGCUCAGAGAGACAGACAGCUCAGAGAGACAGACAGCUCAGCGAGACAGACAGCUCAACGAGACAGACAGCUCAGCGAGACAGACAGCUCAGAGAGACAGACAGCUCAGAGAGACAGACAGCUCAGAGAGACAGACAGACAGCUCAGAGAGACAGACAGACAGCUCAGAGAGACAGACAGACGAGGCUCUGCUCAUGACAUCCAUCAGCAGCAGAUUCUAAUGGAAAAUGUGUUUAUGCAACAAAUGUUAUUGCAUCUUAUUGAUUUGUUCCUCUAAUCAAACAUAAUCGCGCAGAAUCAUUUGAAACUAAACGUAUCGUUCCUCUAUCGUAUCGGCGCCCGUGUAUAUAGAUACUAAAUCGUCUUGAAAUGGAAAGAUGCACAUCCCUAGUUAGCCAGCUAACUUUGAUAAACAACCAGAAAUAACUGUGGAUUUUCUGAUUCAAUAAGAAAGCUAGUUACAUGGGUUUUUGUUUGUUGAAUCCCUUAUGCCGUGCCAAUUUCAAGCUUAACUUUCUAAAAAAAUCAAAAGUUAUUUCAGAAUAUUUCCAUUGUGAAGUUUGGGACAGAUCUAGGAUCAGCUAACCCCUCCCCGAAUCCCAACCUUAACCAUUAGUGAGGAAAAAGCUAAACUGAUUCAAGGUCAGCGUCUAGGGGCAACUUCACCCUGUACUGUAACAACAGAUAUGUCACACUAAUGUUGUUCCUCCGGUGUGUUUCAGAAGCCAAGUCUCUGUCAGUGAGCGCUAACACCCUGGCAGUGAAGGACGGUGCUCCGCGCAGGUCUCUCAACCUGGAGGACUACAAGAAGAGGAGGGGCUUGAUCUGA
This is a messenger RNA of Coregonus sp. 'balchen', 21106 nucleotides long. NCBI's taxonomy places the organism in Eukaryota, Metazoa, Chordata, Actinopteri, Salmoniformes, Salmonidae. The record is from the annotation of a GenBank genome assembly.